Messenger RNA from Trypanosoma conorhini, 795 nucleotides. Its product is annotated as SH3 domain protein. The record is from RefSeq and is a predicted model, not a curated record. Bases 1 to 795 code for a protein of 264 amino acids. The transcript has a single exon. NCBI's taxonomy places the organism in Eukaryota, Euglenozoa, Kinetoplastea, Trypanosomatida, Trypanosomatidae. Gene Ontology annotation, molecular function: protein binding.
AUGCGUUACUUUAGAGUGCUACACAACUUUGAUGCGCAGGACGGCGUGGAACUUACCGUAAAGAAGGGAGAAGUUGUCUGCGCCGUUGAUGCUGAGGUGCAGGAGGGGUGGAUCAAGGUUGAGGUGCUUAGUGACGCGCGACGGCGCGGAUUCGUCCCUUUUAAUUACCUGCGCGAGAUCGCACCGUCGGAGGUGCGGGGGCAGGAAGAGGAGGUCAGAAAUGGAGGAAGCGGCCUGGCAGCAGCCCCCGCCUCGCGUCCGCUCUCCGCGAGUCCGAGGGAGGCAUCCGCGACGUUCACUUCUGCCGCAAUGGAUUACGGCGAUAGACUGCAGAACAUGUACGGUGGUGGCGGCGCCUCGGCUCCGCGCCCAACGCCUCAGCAGGGCCUCUCUGUAGAAUCCCCCACAAAACGUGGCAAUGAGCCCGCAAUGACGACGGUGGCAGUGACAGGGCCAUUGCCGCCCUCUCCACGGGCGCCGCCGCUUUCACCCUCCAGUGUGGUUCCAGCGCCUGAUCGGUCACUGCUUAGCAAUCCAAAUGCAAUUAUUGAGGCGUUUAUGAAAAACGAACUUCAUUUCAAGCAGCUUGUCCGGCAGCGUCAAGACGCCCUGGCGCAGAUGCGGACAACAGUCGGGGAAGCCGUCGCCGAUUUGGAAGCGUGCAGAGAGAAGAAUGCCACACUGGCACGCAAGCUUCGUGACUUGGAUCAAUCCGUAGAGAAGGAGCGAGGGCGUUGGAAGGAGAGAAUCUUGGAAGAAAAAACGUACAUCAGUCGAUCCAUGUCUUCCGACUAG